AUGGAUCUCGAUAACUACGACGAGUUUGGCAAUUAUAUUGGGCCAGAGUUGGAGGAGUCUGAUGAAUCAGAAGAUGAGGAGGCAGCAAUUGAGGCAUCGGGUGCAGCUGCUGCUGCGGCAGCAGCAGCAGCUGCUGCCGCGGCAGCAGCAGCAGGUGGAAGCGGAGCAGCAGGAGGUGCUGAAGGGGAGUUAUUACGUCGUGGUUUAGUACGUAUGGAAGAAGAAGAUGAGCAACAACAACAACAGAAACCUGUUCCUCAUGAAUUAAAACAAUAUUAUCCAACAGCAGAAGAACCAGAGACAAGAAGUAUGCAGAAACAGCAGCAGCAGCAGGAAACAGACGAUGCUGCAGCAGCAGCAUCAGGUGGAGGAGAUACUGCAGCAGGAACAGAUGCAGCAAACAAUAAAGAUGGUCAACAGGACACCCCAACUGUUACAAACAUAACUUCCUUCAGUAAUGCCAGUACCAACAACAACAACAGCAGCAGCAACAGCAGCAGCAGCAGCAGCAGCAACAAUGAUGAUGAUGAAGAUGAUGGUCUAAAUGAGACCCUUGAGACCCUAUGCAGUGUUCGUGGAUUACCCCGUCUUGUGAUUUCCCCAAGAAAUAGGAAUUUAUUGUUUGCUAUGAGUCAAUUUUCUUUUGUAUUUACUGUUGAAUCUUUUGCUGCUCUUUAUUUUGAUUCUUAUGUAUUUAAUCCAACAGCAACAGCAGCAACAACAGACAACAAUGAUGAUUAUCCUGCUAAUAGCACCAGCAGCAGCAGCAGCAGCAGCAGCAGCAGCAGCAAGAAUGGUAAAAAUAGCAGCAAAGAGGCUUUCUUUGGUGGUAUACCUGUUCAGCAAUUGAUGGAGACAGAGAUAUUACAGCAGCAGCUGCAGCGUGAAUCUAACAACAGCAGCAACAGCAACAGCAACAGUAGUAGUAGUAAUAAGAAAAAGAAACAAAAAGAACAAGAACAACAACAAGAAGAAAUAAAAGAAAUAAAUAAAUAUUUGCAUGCAGAGGAUAUUUAUACAAAGUUAGAAUUAUUUGAGAUUUCUCUUUGGGGGGAUUUCUAUCGAGAUCCACAAACUAAUAAAAUUGUAUCUGCACCUCCUUAUCCUCAACAGCAGCAGCAACAACAACAACAGCAGCAGGAGCAGCAGGAGGAUACGAUGUGUUAA
This is a messenger RNA of Eimeria maxima, 1167 nucleotides long. RefSeq lists its product as hypothetical. The record is from RefSeq and is a predicted model, not a curated record. The transcript has 4 exons. Bases 1 to 1167 code for a protein of 388 amino acids. Lineage: Eukaryota; Apicomplexa; Conoidasida; Eucoccidiorida; Eimeriidae.